Orcinus orca (killer whale) is the source of this 4518-nucleotide messenger RNA. It is a transcript of the gene MAP3K6, whose product is annotated as mitogen-activated protein kinase kinase kinase 6. Gene Ontology annotation, molecular function: ATP binding; MAP kinase kinase kinase activity. The record is from RefSeq and is a predicted model, not a curated record. Gene Ontology annotation, biological process: cellular response to stress; MAPK cascade; protein phosphorylation. The transcript is spliced from 29 exons. Lineage: Eukaryota; Metazoa; Chordata; Mammalia; Artiodactyla; Delphinidae. Bases 420 to 4292 code for a protein of 1290 amino acids.
AGCUUUCCCUUGUCGUCCAGGAAAGGGCUGGGCCCGGCCUGUAUACAUGUGAGGGCAGGAGAGAGCGACUGCCGGCGCUCUCCUGCGGAAUCCGGGUGGUGAGCACUGCCUGACCGAUUCUCGGGACUCCCCCACGUGACUCUGAGUCGCGGAUCACCGGAUGCCCAAGAUUCCCUGGACCCCAAUCCCCGAUUUCAGAUCCUCAGGACCUUACAAGUCAGAGGCCGGAUUUCGCCCUGGACACCAGAUUCCCAAACGGGACCUCCGGCCGGACUCCGGAUCUCCAGAUCUUCAGAUCCCGUAGGAGAUUCCCGAUCCUGACCUGAUUCCCGAUCCCGAGAUCCCGGUAUCUGUUGUCUCUGGCUCCUGUCCCGCCCCGGGUGCCCAAAGCCCGGCGCCCGACGCCCGAGCGCCCCCGCAUGGCGGGGCAGUGCCUGAGGUCCGGAGCCGCGGAGCGCGCGGGCAGCUGCUGGCAGGACCCGCUGGCCGAGGCGCUGAGCCGGGGCCGGCCGCUCGCGGCGUCCCCGGGCCGGGGCUGCGCGAGAAGCCGGCCGCUUAGCGUGGUCUACGUGUUGACCCGGGAGCCGCAGCCCUUGGCGGAACCCGAGACUGGAGCCGAGGCGGAGCCGCUGCCUCUGCGCUGCCUGCGUGAGGCCUGCGCGCAGCUCCCCGGACCGCGGCCACGACCUCAGCUGCGCAGCCUGCCUUUUGGGACCCUGGCGCUGGGAGACACCUCAGCGCUCGAUUCCUUCUACAACGCGGAUGUGGUGGUGCUGGAGGUGAGCAGCUCCCUGGCGCAGCCCUCCCUGUUCUACCACCUGGGUGUGCGGGAGAGCUUCAGCAUGACCAACAACGUGCUCCUCUGCUCCCAGGCCGACCUCCCUGACCUGCAGGCCCUGCGGGAGGACAUUUUCCAGAAGAACUCGGAUUGCGUUGGCAGCUACACGCUGAUCCCCUAUGUGGUGACAGCCACUGGUCGGGUGCUAUGUGGAGAUGCGGGCCUCCUGAGGGGCCUGGCUGACGGCCUGGUACAGGCUGGGGUGGGCACCGAGGUGCUGCUCACACCCCUGGUGGGCCGGCUUGCCUGCCUGCUGGAGACCACGCCCACGGACUCCUGUGGCUAUUUCCGGGAGACCAUUCGGCGGGACAUCCGGCAGGCGCGGGAGCGGUUCAGCGGGCAGCAGCUGCGGCAGGAGCUGGCUCGCCUGCAGCGGAGACUGGACAGCGUAGAGCUGCUCAGCCCUGACAUCAUCAUCAACCUGCUGCUCUCCUACCGUGAUGUGCAGGACUACUCAGCCAUCAUUGAGCUGGUGGAGACACUGCAGGCCUUGCCCACCUGUGACGUGGCCGAGCAGCACAAUGUCUGCUUCCACUACACAUUUGCCCUCAACCGGAGGAACAGGCCUGGGGACCGGGAGAAGGCACUGGCUGUGCUGCUGCCACUGGUACAGUUUGAGGGCUCAGUGGCACCUGACCUAUAUUGCAUGUGUGGCCGUAUCUAUAAGGACAUGUUCUUCAGCUCUGGCUUCCAGGAUGCUGGGCACCGGGAGCAGGCCUAUCACUGGUAUCGCAAGGCUUUUGAUGUGGAGCCCAGCCUCCACUCGGGCAUCAAUGCAGCUGUGCUUCUCAUUGCUGCUGGGCAGCGCUUUGAGGACUCCAAGGAGCUCCGGCUCAUAGGCAUGAAGCUGGGCUGCCUGCUGGCCCGAAAAGGCUGUGUGGAGAAGAUGCAGUAUUACUGGGAUGUUGGCUUCUACCUGGGAGCUCAGAUCCUUGUCAAUGACCUCACCCAGGUGGCACUGGCUGCAGAGCAGCUGUACAAGCUCAAUGCCCCCAUAUGGUACCUGGUGUCUGUGAUGGAAACCUUCCUGCUGUACCAGCACUUCAGACCCACACUAGAGCCUCCUGGAGAAACCCCACACCACGCCCACUUCUGGCUCCACUUUUUGCUACAGUCCUGCCAGCCACUCAAGAUGACUUCUCCCCAAGGGGAGCAGUGCUUGGUGCUGGUCCUGGAGAUGAAUAAGGUGCUGCUACCGGCCAGGCUGGAGGCUCAGGGUACCAACCCGGUGAGCGCAGUGACAGUGAGCCUGCUGGAGCCCGGUAAACAGGUGGUAUCGCCGGACGUUCCCUCCAGCUGGACCUUCCCGGUGGCCUCCAUCAGCGGUGUCAGCGUGUCGAAGCGAGACGAGCGCUGCUGCUUCCUCUACGCGCUUCCCCCGGCUCAGGACGUCCAGCUGUGCUUCCCCAGCGGAGGGCACUGCCAGUGGUUCUGCGGGCUGAUCCAGGCCUUGGUGAAGAAUCCGGACUCCACGUCGGCCGCAGAGGAGGCGGAGGGCGGAGGGGAGGUAUUGGAGUUUGAUUAUGAGUACACGGAGUCGGGAGAGCGGCUGGUGCUGGGCAAGGGCACCUACGGGGUGGUGUACGCCGGCCGCGAUCGGCGCACGCGGAUGCGCAUCGCCAUCAAGGAGAUCCCGGAGCGGGACAGCAGGUUCUCUCAGCCACUGCAUGAAGAGAUCGCUCUGCACAAACGCCUGCGCCACAAGAACAUCGUGCGCUAUCUGGGCUCAGCCAGUCAGGGCGGCUACCUCAAGAUCUUCAUGGAGGAAGUGCCUGGAGGCAGCCUGUCCUCCUUGCUGCGGUCAGUGUGGGGACCCCUGCAGGACAACGAGAGCACCAUCAGUUUCUACAUCCGCCAGAUCCUGCAGGGACUCAGCUACCUGCACGACAACCGCAUCGUGCAUCGAGAUAUCAAGGGGGACAAUGUACUGAUCAACACCUUCAGCGGGCUGCUCAAGAUUUCCGACUUCGGUACCUCCAAGCGACUAGCAGGCAUCACACCCUGCACUGAGACCUUCACAGGGACCCUACAGUAUAUGGCCCCAGAAAUCAUUGACCAGGGCCCACGAGGGUAUGGGAAGGCGGCGGACAUCUGGUCAUUGGGCUGCACUGUAAUCGAGAUGGCCACAGGUCGCCCACCCUUCCACGAGCUGGGGAGCCCGCAGGCUGCCAUGUUUCAGGUGGGCAUGUACAAGGUGCACCCACCAAUGCCCAGUUCUCUGUCAGCCGAGGCUCAAGCCUUCCUCCUCCGAACUUUUGAGCCGGACCCACGCCUCCGAGCCAGUGCUCAAGCGCUGCUGGAGGACCCCUUCCUGCAACCUGGGAAGAGGAGCCGCAACCCCGGCUCCCCCCAGUACGCUCUAAGGCCCUCAGACGCCCCUUCCGCCAGCCCCACUCCUUUAGCUGCCUUGACCUCCCAGUCCCAGACAUUCCCGCGGCCUCAGGCACCCUCUCAGCACCCUCCCAGUCCCCCCAAGCGCUGGCUCAGUUAUGGGGACACCAGCCAGCUCCGGGUGCCGGAGGAGCCUGGGGCCGAGGAGCCCGCGUCGCCUGAGGAGAGCUCGGGGCUUAGCCUCCUGCACCAAGAGAGCAAGCGCCGGGCCAUGUUGGCUACGGUACUGGAGCAGGAGCUACAGGCCCUGGCAGAGAGUCUGCACCUGGAGCAGGAACAGGGUUCCCAUCUGGGGAGGAAUCAUGUGGAACAGCUACUGCGCUGCCUCAGGGCGCACAUCCACACUCCCAACCGCCGGCAGCUGGCCCAGGAGCUGCAGGAGCUGCAAGAGCAGCUUCGGGCCCAGGGCCUUGGUCCCGAGAUUCUGCAAGGACCACUCUUCGCCUUCCCAGAUGCGGUGAAGCAGAUCCUCCACAGGCGCCAGAUCCGCCCACACUGGAUGUUCGUGCUGGACUCGCUGCUCAGCCGCGCUGUGCUGGCAGCCCUGGCUGUUCUGGCCCCAGAGGCGGAGAAGGAGGCAGUCCCACCGAAGUCGGAGGAGUCCAGUAAAGAAGAGGAGUCCCAGGAGAAGCAGCAGGAGACCCCAGUCCAGCGGAGCCCGCUCCCAGGGGAACCCGAGCAGGAAACCCCACCUUCGAUGGUGCAGCUGGGCCUCUUGCGAGCAGAGACCGAUAGGCUACGAGAUGUCCUGGCUGAGAAGGAACGGGAGUGCCAGGCCCUGGUGCAGCUAACCCUACAGCGCGUCAGUGGGGAGCCCGCAGCUGCUCUCACAGUGGACCAUGGCCUGGUGCGGUGGCUACAGGAACUGAAUGUGGAUUCAGGCACCAUCCGGACGCUACUGAACCACAGCUUCACCCUCCAUGCCUUACUGACCUGUGCCACUAGAGAUGACCUCGUCUACACACGCAUCAGGGGAGGGAUGGUAUGCCGCAUCUGGAGAGCCAUCUUGGCACAGCGAGCAAGGUCCACGCCAGUUACCCCUGGCCCGCGGGAGGCUGAAUGAGGACAUCAGAGACGGGAGGCCAGACCCAAGGAUGGACGAAUGCAGGAAACACAGCGGCUUCUGACACACCUGCCCCAGGACCCAGGGGCAACUGGAGGAGGCCAGGUGGGUGGGGGGCAGGGUAGGGCCCAAGCCUAGCCCCAGUGGGGGGGACCAACCAGAGAGGUGUCUCAAGCUCACGGAGUGCCGGCAGGCAAAGACUACUAAACAAUACUUUUGUACCCUU